CUGUUAACAUCUGACUCCAAAGUGAUCUGUUCUUGCAAUUUGUAGUCUAUGACAUUUCUGAUUUAGAUAUGAUAAUUUUUCACUAAGUAGUUUUGAUGUAGUGAAGUACUUUUUCAAAGUAACUUUAGUUAAGUAAAUUAUAUUUUUCUUAAGUGUAGCUUUAGUGUAGCUUCACUUCUUCCAGUAAGAAGUAAUUGGUAUAGCUUGGUAAACUACAUUUUCAGAGUAGCUUCCCCAACACUGUUUAUUGUUAUAGCCUACAUUUGGAAUUUGGAGAGCAUGUUUGCUGUAAGGACUAAGGAGGUGGAUUCUAUUUCUAACCAUUUUAACCCAUUGGGAUUAAAGGUGCGCCACUCCUGGCCCCUUUGUCUUUAGGUUGAGUUAAAUAUAGAGAUAAUACAUGGUGUUCUUCCUGUAUAGGUAGACUAACACAAUAGUAACAGUGUCAUUGGUGUUCAAUCAAUACCCUUAUAAAUGGAUUAUACCUAGUAGGCCUAUGUGAUCAUUAUUUUAUUGAGUUGCAGGCUAGCCUAUUUGUUUUAUGUAGCCUAGUUUCCCCCUAUAUUUAAAUACCAUUUAGAAUGAGAUUAAUUGAGAUAACCAUGACAUAUGAUACAACUAAUUAUAUGAAUAUGAAUGAAUAUUUAUGGUUAUUAUGUUAAAGAAGACAAAAAGACAUGCUCCAUUUAUAAAGUUGAUGACUGUGGCACACGACCGCUGAUCCCCGUGAAGAGGGUGGAGCGUCAAAAUACGUACUCUCUGCGCAUCCAGUCUCCUCCUCACAAAUCGAAUCGUUUGCCAUAGAAGGAAGGAAACUGAAGAGCUGAUCUACCUUCAACUUUUUCUAUGAUUUUGGUCUGUACAGGCUAGUAGCUACAUGUAUUGACGGGGCUUCUCUUCAGUUUGCCAAAGCGUUCAGUUUUUAAUUGUAGAAGGUUGCGCGCACAAGACAAGGAAUUCCAUCAAUGAUUUUCGCGUUGAGAUGUAGUUGUUUGAUUAUAUUGUGACGGUAUGCAGCCAGGAUUUGUAAUUUUAACACGGUAUCCGAGAACUUGUUUUAGCUUGGCACCUGAGGAAUAAUUUGAAUCCAAUCAAAAUGUCAUCGCUGAGUUCCCUGUGAUGCGUGUCUUUCAGCAGGUGUCAGAUUGGAGAUUUAGUUCAUUGUUGUGGCUCCCGCUGAGAAGAAUCACACAGGCACUGAUACACUGAAGUGAUCAGGUUUUUGCAGAUCAGAAUCCUGCUUGGCAGAUGGAGGUGAUUCGUCGCUCCUCUGUGUUUGCAGCCGGGGUGAUGGAGGCCUUUGACCAUUCCCCGUCCGACAAAGAACUGGUGUCCCAGUCCAAGGCACUGUGUAGGGACUACAUACACUCUAGGCUCAACCUCUAUGGACUGGGCUCGUCCAAAACUCAGGUGGACUCAACGCUUUGUGAGGUGUCUGCUGUGCUUCUCUGUCUUGGUGAUGAGCUGGAGUGCAUGCGGCCGAGUGUCUACCGGAACGUGGCGAGACAGCUCAACAUCUCAGUGGCCAUGGAGACCACAGUGUCUGAUGCCUUUGUUGCCGUGGCAACAGAGAUAUUUUCUGCAGGCAUCACAUGGGGGAAGGUGGUAUCUAUGUAUGCUGUGGCCGGGGCUCUGGCGGUGGACUGUGUACGUCAGAACCAGCCUGCUACGGUCCAAACCAUAGUGGACAGUCUGGGUCAGUUUGUCCGCAAGAAUUUGGCCCCUUGGCUGAAGAAACGUGGAGGAUGGACGGACAUUAAGAAAUGUGUGGUGAAGUUAGAUGCCGUUCCUCAGACCCAUUGGCUGUCUCCCGUUGCCGAAUCCUGCAAGCACUUUCUGUCAACACUGUACAUCUACAUUAUGAAGGAGCCAUGAAGGAAUUGGGAGAAGAACUAAGGUUGAACGGACAAGAGCCGGAGGAGAUUGCUGCCGUUUUACGGCCCUCUAACCAAUUGUACUAUUAUGUGUGUUUUUUCGCGUUAUUUGUCAUUUA
Messenger RNA from Coregonus clupeaformis (lake whitefish), 1993 nucleotides. Its product is annotated as bcl-2-related ovarian killer protein homolog A-like. Lineage: Eukaryota; Metazoa; Chordata; Actinopteri; Salmoniformes; Salmonidae. The record is from RefSeq and is a predicted model, not a curated record. The transcript has 5 exons. Gene Ontology annotation, cellular component: mitochondrial outer membrane. Gene Ontology annotation, biological process: intrinsic apoptotic signaling pathway in response to DNA damage; regulation of apoptotic process; extrinsic apoptotic signaling pathway in absence of ligand. Gene Ontology annotation, molecular function: protein homodimerization activity; protein heterodimerization activity. The coding region runs from base 1249 to 1875 and encodes 208 amino acids.